Molecule: messenger RNA, 2605 nt
Organism: Melanotaenia boesemani (Boeseman's rainbowfish)
Lineage: Eukaryota; Metazoa; Chordata; Actinopteri; Atheriniformes; Melanotaeniidae
Gene: slc18a2
Product: solute carrier family 18 member 2
Exons: 16
Coding region: 103-1653 (516 amino acids)
Biological process (GO): transmembrane transport; aminergic neurotransmitter loading into synaptic vesicle; xenobiotic transport
Cellular component (GO): terminal bouton; synaptic vesicle membrane
Molecular function (GO): serotonin:sodium:chloride symporter activity; xenobiotic transmembrane transporter activity
Source: RefSeq, a predicted model, not a curated record
UCUGGUCCUCCCAGUCCUGCUGCUGCUGGUGCUGCUGGUGGUCCCCGCUCAUCUGAGGUAGGAGCGUUUUUCUGUCGCGGUGAUCUUUUCGGGACUAACACCAUGGGGGGACUAGAUGCGCUCCGGCAGUUUAAUUUGAUCAAAUGGCUCCGGGAAGAGGGACAGUCGAGGAAACUGAUUCUCUUCAUUGUUUUCGUCGCCCUGCUUCUGGAUAACAUGCUGCUGACUGUAGUCGUUCCCAUUAUUCCCAGCUACCUGUACAACCUGGAUGAGGCAACAGACACGUCAUUAAGGAACAGCAGCCUUCCACAGCAGAAUCCUGCAGGACCUUUCCACACUGUCGUGUCUUUGUAUGACAACUCUGUAAGAUUGUCAGGCUCCAACUCCACAACCAGAUCCACCAACGUGGUUCCUCCGACUCCAGGUGCAAAGCUGCUGCAGAACUCUUCCGACUGCCCCCAGUCCACCAGCAAGCUGCUCAAUGAAAAUGUGAAAGUAGGAAUGUUGUUUGCUUCCAAAGCCACUGUGCAGCUUCUUACCAACCCCUUCAUAGGACCACUCACAAACAGAAUAGGAUAUCAGCUUCCCAUAUUCGCUGGCUUCUGUAUCAUGUUUAUCUCCACUAUCAUGUUCGCCUUCUCGUCGAGCUACACGCUGCUGUUCCUGGCCAGAUCGCUUCAAGGCGUGGGCUCCUCCUGCUCAUCCGUGGCCGGAAUGGGAAUGCUUGCGAGCGUGUACACAGAUGAUGAGGAGAGAGGUCACGCCAUUGGGAUUGCUUUGGGAGGUCUGGCAUUAGGAGUGUUGGUUGGACCCCCUUUCGGCAGUGUGAUGUACGACUUUGUUGGGAAAACGGCUCCUUUCCUUAUCCUGGCUUUCCUUGCUCUGUUUGAUGGAGCUCUGCAGCUCUUUGUGCUUCAACCCACCAAAGUGGAACCAGAGAGUCAGACGGGGACCCCUCUGCUGACCCUCAUGAAGGAUCCCUACAUCCUCAUCGCAGCCGGUGCCAUUUGUUUUGGAAAUAUGGCUAUUGCCAUGAUGGAGCCAACGCUGCCGAUCUGGAUGAUGGAGACCAUGUGUGCCAGGAAAUGGCAGCUAGGCAUCGCUUUCUUACCAGCAUCCAUCUCCUACCUUAUUGGAACCAACAUCUUCGGCACAUUGGCACACAAGAUGGGGAGAUGGCUUUGUGCUCUCAUUGGGAUGGUGGUUGUUGGAUUCAGUGUGAUAUGUGUGCCAUUUGCCAGCGACAUCUAUGGCCUGAUUCUUCCAAAUUUUGGAGUUGGUUUUGCUAUCGGCAUGGUGGAUUCCUCAAUGAUGCCUAUAAUGGGAUAUUUGGUGGACCUGCGACACGUGUCUGUUUAUGGCAGUGUUUAUGCCAUUGCUGAUGUAGCUUUCUGCAUGGGAUUUGCUUUAGGUCCAUCCAUUGGAGGAUCCAUAGCUGAGAGCAUUGGCUUCCCGUGGUUGAUGACCAUCAUUGGAAUCGUGGAUAUUUUCUUUGCUCCUCUCUGCAUCUUCCUCAGGAAUCCACCAGGACAAGAAGAGAAAAUUGCAAUCUUGAUGGACACCAACUGCUCAAUGAAGACCAGGUCCUAUUCUACACAGGGGACGUAUUACCAGGGUGAAAACAUAGAUCCAGACUAUGACGAAUAUGAUUAACUGGACACCACCCAUGCAGGUUAACUCUUCAGAGGAUCUAUUUUGUUGUACAAAAAAAGAGAGAGAAAGAACACAAGAAAAAAAAUCAAUGAAAUAAAAGCCAAGAUAUUUCCAUGUGAAUGUUCAGCGUUCAGUUGUCACUGUUCAGUGUUCUCUUUGCAGUUGUUCUGGAAAAAACCAGUUGUUCUUGAUUUGUGGUUCCAAAUGCAUCGAGAGAUAUUUAUAGCCAACAGCCUUAUUCUAUAGCGAGAUGUGUCAAAAGCACUUUUUAAAAGCAGCAAGGUGCUGAACAGCGAGUAUGUUUACCUGCUGGAUCCUGAACACUCAUCUGUCUCUGUUCAUGUUUAACUUCUACCUGCUGUUCCUUCACUUCUGUCCAGAGUAUUAUUAGCAGAAUUUAGUGUUUGGGUUGGUGAAAUAAUGGCUCACUGUGUGCAAUUUUUCUUUUUUUAAAUCCAGGAAGAUUAAUCCAUCUAAUUGCAUUGAUGCUUUUACAUGUUCUGACUUUUGUUUUUUAUUUUGAUAGCACCACCAAGAAAGAUUAUUUAACACCUCUCAUGGAUGCUGAUGUUCAUAAACAAAUAAAGAAAGCCAGCAUCCUGUUUCUAGAAAAUAUAUCAAACUCUGCUGCAGACAAUUAUACACAGUCUGUCACAAUUACGUUGACUCUCUGCAGGCUUCUCAGCCAAUUCUGUAAGACUAUAAGUGUGGAUAUAACUAUUUAUACAUUCUCAAAGUGCAUUACGUUUGUUUUAUGUCUUCUCUAUCAUAACAGGGUAAUGUAAAUGUAAAUGGUUCAUCACAGCUCAUAUAUCUUCCUCUGUGUUAAACACUUCUGUUCUUCAUUCCCUCAGAAGUCAAGACUGCCCAGAUGGUUUGAAAUGUGUCCAUGAAGUGAAUUUGUGUCAGUAUACACUGAAAUUUAACUUGAAUUAAAAUAUAAACAAUUUAA